CACUUCACGUGUUCGUCGACUUCCGUACGCAUCUCCCGCGAGUCCUCCGUACUGUGUUUGCGUUAUCUACGUGAUUUUCUCUCUAUUUUGUGCAUUAUUCUUCAUAAUAGUGAUGAGUCCUAAGAAGGUGAGUGGUAAGAAUGGUAGUAAGAAGAAGAAACGCAUGAUGACUAUGGAAAUAAAGCAUGAAAUUGUGGAUAAAUAUGAGCGUGGUGCCCGCGUGAGUGAUCUAGCACGCGUGUAUGAUCGCCCUACAUCCACCAUAUGUACCAUCCUAAAGCAGAAGGAUGUUAUCAAGAACCUAAAUCCUUCUAAGGGCGUGACGAUUAUAUCGAAGUUACGUUCGAAUAUAAAUGAUGAGAUGGAGAAGCUUCUGUUGUCGUGGAUAAAGGAGAAGCAGAUGUCAGGAGAUACCAUCACCGAGACGGUCAUCUGUGAGAAGGCCAGUUUAAUCUACGGUGAUCUGAAACAAAAGGAAGCAGCUGAGGAGGAGGAGACAUCAACUCCAGGGAAGCCAUUCAAAGCAAGUCGAGGAUGGUUUGAUAACUUUAAGAAGCGCACUGGUGUCCACUCGGUGGUGAGCAGGCGCUCACACGUGAAAGCUGCACAGGAGCACGUUGUUGCCUCUGAAGGUUUCGUCCCAAAAGAAGUCUUCAAAAAAAAGCCUCGGAGGACAUUCAUCACGGCUGAGGAGAAACAGGAAGAAACCACGGCUGAAACGCGCCUGUGUCCCUUGUGUCAAAGACGUCAAAAGGACAGCGAGGCUCUUUCUUUCCACUUGACGAAAAGACACAGUGUGCAUCCAGCAUGUCUCAAUAACCUACUUAUUACUGCACCAUAUGUGAACCGUUCCAGUGAAGCCCAAGACUCCAGUAUACAAAACAUCAACGACACAUCACAGAAAAAGUCCUCAGAAAGCACCGAAUCCAGUUUAAUGCCAGUUCAACAAGAUGGUUCUUCUCAGGACAAUGACACACAUGAUGAAUCAGGAGAAGGUAUCAGAGGAAGCAUCUAUGGUGACUCGGAGGAUUCAGUCAAAGAAGAAAAAUACAAUGCUAAAAACAAUGCUAACCAACUUUUCAAGUGUCAUGCAUGUCUGGAAUUCUUUACUCAUAAAUCAGCAUUGAGUGUACAUUAUAAUUCAGCCACACAUAUCCAGAAGAUAAGAACGGGAGCAGGGAAUGACCGUGAUUCCUCAACUCCUCUUCUGGCUUACCCAUACACCUCGACCAAACCGUACCAGUGUGACGUGUGCCACGUCUCUUACUUUUAUGCCUUCGGCCUAGAGAGCCAUCUAAAGUCUGUACUGCACCAAAGUCGUACCAGGAAGGCUGGAAAUACUGCAGCUAAUUCCAAAACAAAUACAGAAACCGGAAUCAUGGUGGGAAACGUUGCAUGCACAACAGCGGCUAAUCCCAGACAGUUAGCUAGUGCGAAGACCUGUAAUUAUGUGACACAAGGACAGAAGGUUCAGCUUCAGCCUGCUUCCUCGUUGCUUCCUGCUCCAGUGGUGUCAGCUCAGGCAGUACCUACUGUUCUUCCUCUCUUAACAUUAGCUCCAAACUCUGUUCCACACAACAUUGUACCUUCUGUCUUUCCUCCACCAAGGACUUCAUCUACUCAGCUAAUACCCCAAACUCAAAUGCUAAUGCCAAUGAUUGUGAAUGGGCUCCAAGCCCAAAGUGCGACACGAGACAGCUCUCAACAUAUAGUGCAGCAAGCUGUGCCGGUCCUUGGUAUCUGUUCAGCACAGCAGGUUCAAGAACUCAGCACAAGUGAUUCCCAAAGUCAGUCGGCAGCUACUGGAGUUUCCAGUGCAUCUGGUAUACCUUUAGAAACGAAUAUGGGUGUUAAUGGGGAAGGAGUGACAGUAAAAUUUGAAAUCAAAGAAGAGCCUUGUGAUCAAGUGGUAUCACAGAUGACUCCUUGCACAGAACAUUCUAUCCGUCAGGUAGGUUUAAAAGAAGAGCAUAACAGCAUAUGGGAUCGAAUUGUGGAUAAUAUAGAGUGUGGUGACAACCAGCCAGGCAAAUCCAACUCCUCAAAUGCAAAUAUUGCUUCAAAGCCUUUAAGUACAAAGCCUUGUUCAAGCUCGGGCUUGGAAACUCCAGCGCUAACCGAGUUUCAGUCUCAGGUCCUGUGGGCUUUUUCUGAGUCACGAAAUGGGGCUGAUUUUCAAAUUCCACCAAGAGAAGACUGCGAUGCUCUCGGCAGGGAAGUAGGACUAACUGAGGACGAGGUACGAAAAUGGCUAACGGACAUGCAUCGCACCAAAGACGGACAUCGCGCAGAUGUACAGACUCACUAUGACAGACAGGGAAGCACUGAAGAUGACGAAGACGCUCUAACGAUUGAUGAAAGUGGGGGGACGGUUCUCCGAUCCAACACGGACUUCCUUUCGGAAAUAGAGGAUGCAGAUGAUGAACAGACCACAGCAGAUAAAAAGAGAAAGAGGGGCAUGGAUUAGUAGGAAUCAGAUGAGGAACCAGGUGGGGCAGUAUGUCAAAUUCUACCUUCUUUUUUUAAGUUGACUCUUAAGGUUAUUUCAGACAGGACCACUUUGUCAAUGAAGGUUUAUUGCGAGCAUACAGUUAGCAUACCUGUCCGUGCGCAUGCGUCAGCAGGGGGAGAGCGAAUAAGUGAAGAAUUCGAUCGGCGCUGGCGACGGGUUCUGGCCGGAGGAGUCGGGGACGGAGGAGGGUGUUGGAUCGCAGCAGCAGCGAUGAGUAGGAGCGCUCGAAGGAGAGGAUUUAAAGGAGGGGAAAUUAUAGAAGUCGUGCCAGAUUGGUGCGCCUCGUGGACAGCUGAUUAGCAGCUGCUGCAGCUUGCUAUGUGGCCUGCCUGAACUAACGCGAUGCUUGAUUCAAUCCCUCAUGGAUCCUUGGAGCAAAAUUGGUGGCCUUUAUAACUCCACCACUUACUUAACCUCAGGGUCUAAAGUAAUUUCCAAUGUAGUUCUAUAUAUUGAAGGUUUCUGUAGAUUCAUAUCAUUUGUUACUCAAUUGGUUCUGUUCUGUAUUGGGAGUUACUUGAAUGCACACUACAGUUGUUCACAUUUUAUUACUCAUUUUUGUUUCAUUAUGAUUAAUAUGUACAGUAUAUAUGUUAAACUUAAGAAUUGUUUAAUAUAAAAUGUUAAAAUAAUGAUUUAGACGUUGUAAAGAUUAAAUUUGUUUCGCUAUUUUGUACUACAUGUUUGUUCAUUCUCAAGUGGUUUUUAAUUGCAUUAUUGACUACAUGUAUGAGUAUAAACAAACCAUACAAGUUCAUCUGGUAUGCAGUUUUUGGAGUUGUUGUUUUUUUUUUAAACCCAUUCUGUUAUUUGCAUAUGUUCAUUUGCACCAUAUUGCACUAUAUACCAUAUGUGCAUCAAGAAAUAUAAACAAAAGGUUUCAACAUACUGAUGUUUUCACAAAGACACCAGUCCUGAAAUGAAAUUUCAUUAAAUAUUCAUAAAAAAUUAAA
Messenger RNA from Tachysurus vachellii, 3465 nucleotides. Its product is annotated as zinc finger homeobox protein 4-like. Gene Ontology annotation, biological process: regulation of transcription by RNA polymerase II; regulation of neuron differentiation; brain development. Gene Ontology annotation, cellular component: nucleus. The transcript is spliced from 4 exons. NCBI's taxonomy places the organism in Eukaryota, Metazoa, Chordata, Actinopteri, Siluriformes, Bagridae. Gene Ontology annotation, molecular function: DNA-binding transcription factor activity, RNA polymerase II-specific; RNA polymerase II cis-regulatory region sequence-specific DNA binding. The record is from RefSeq and is a predicted model, not a curated record. The coding region runs from base 113 to 2467 and encodes 784 amino acids.